AUGGAUAGGAUUUCCUGGGACGAAUACUUCCUUCGCAUCGCUUACGCCGUUUCCGCGCGUUCAAACUGCGUUCGCCGCCAGAUCGGCGCCGUUAUCGUGAACGACAAGAUCAUUACCAGCACGGGCUACAAUGGUACGCCCAUGGGCAUACCCAAUUGCUUCGACGGUGGGUGCAAACGAUGCAAUUCGGACGGGCCUUCCGGGGCGAACCUGGACGAAUGUAUCUGUAUACACGCCGAGGAGAACGCCAUCGUUUUUGCUGCCCGGCACGGCUCGUCGACAAGCGGCGCGACGAUAUACACGACCAACAAACCCUGCCUGGGUUGUCUGAAGAAGUCCAUACAGGCGGGUAUCAGGCGGGUUGUCUAUGCCGAACAAUACGCCUACACGAAAUCCGUUGAAGAAGUGUAUAACUGGCUGGUGGAAGAAUCCGGAAUCGAGAUGUCGAACAUAGUUCGUAAACUGAUCGCCCACAUGAAGUGGAUCGCCAGCCGGAAACACUGGUUCAUACCGCCUGAGAUCGGUCAAAUUUCGCUUGACGCCUGUCCAGCGAACCGGGCAGUUUAA
This is a messenger RNA of Geodia barretti, 567 nucleotides long. NCBI's taxonomy places the organism in Eukaryota, Metazoa, Porifera, Demospongiae, Tetractinellida, Geodiidae. The record is from the annotation of a GenBank genome assembly.